Messenger RNA from Necator americanus (New World hookworm), 3777 nucleotides. RefSeq lists its product as uncharacterized. Gene Ontology annotation, cellular component: early endosome. Lineage: Eukaryota; Metazoa; Nematoda; Chromadorea; Rhabditida; Ancylostomatidae. The record is from RefSeq and is a predicted model, not a curated record. Bases 1 to 3777 code for a protein of 1258 amino acids. The transcript is spliced from 32 exons. Gene Ontology annotation, biological process: endocytosis. Gene Ontology annotation, molecular function: metal ion binding; 1-phosphatidylinositol binding.
AUGCUGCGGCGUUUGAAAGCGCAGGUUAGCCAGGUCGCGAACGAGCUGCCAGGAGUUCUUUCUCCUACUUCUGGUCGUGACAAUCGAGAUGACUCCUCGUUCUUCUCCUCUUCCGAUACGAGUCAGAAUAACGUGGAUGACGAGAUUGAGGGAUUUCUGUGUCCAAUAUGCAUGAUCCACUUCAACUCUCCGGAGUCUCUUUCAGAGCACUUCGAAGAAAGUCACAAUAAAGGAGCAUCGAUGCUGAUUAACCCCAAUUUUGAAUAUUCCGGUUCUUCCUCAAUUUCGCCUGUAGGAAUGAGUCCAAAUGCCUUUUCUUCGAAAGACAAAGAAAUCGAGGAGUUGCGUAUUCAAGUUAAAGAGGAGCACACUUACGCAGAAAAACUAAAGGAGGAGUUGGACCAUAUUCAGUCCGUUUUCGCUCAAGCAUCGGAUGUUCCUCAGGGAGAAAUCCCUUACUUAAUGCAGCAGAUUCAAUUGCUUGAGGCCGGAAAGAGUAUGGUGACUCAGCGAAUGCUGGAAUUUGAAAAGGAAAAUGGUCAGUUGAAAAGAUCUUUGGAGAACGGUCAGCAAGAAAGAACUGAAAUCAUGACUAAACUCAAACAACUCAGUAAUCAAAUCCGAACACUCACGGAUGAGAACGAGGGAAAUAAGGUUGAGAAAGAGAUUGUUAGCAAGGAACUCAGCAAUUGUAGAAUGCAGAACGAGAAACUAGAAAAGGAGUUGGAUGUUCUGAAUAAAAUGCUUGAUCAGAGACCAAGCGAAGAUGACGUAGCUGUUCUGCGAACUGAACUUGUUCAUGCGCAAAAGUUGAUGGAUGAAAUCUCCCAACAAAAGGAUGUAGAAAUCAAUGAGCAUUUGAAUUCUGUCCGUCAGCUCAAUAUGGAAAGAGAGAAACAGAAAUGCAUCCUCGAAAACUUGCAAAAGCAACUUAUGGAGAGCGGCACAUCUUCGAGAGAGUCCUCAGAUAAAGUCCGUGCGUUGGUAACUGAAUUGGAAGACACUCGACAGUUACUUAUGACUUGCCAAAAAGAUCUAGAAGAUGCCAAAAGUGAUGCAUCUCAAAAAGCCAAGCGUGUCGAAGAGCUUCAUGGAAAAGUUGAAGCCAAUCUCGCAGAGCUUACAGCUUGCAGAGAUAAAAUUGUACAACUAGAAGAAACUGUACGUGUAAGUGCACGUGAAAUUGAUGACUCUCAUGCGAUGAACGAGAACAAUCUCGCCAAGCUGACACAACUUAGUGAUAAGCUCGAGCAGAUGAUAGAAGAAAAGAAGAAGUAUGAGAAUGAAAUGUCUAAGUUCGAAGAGAAGAAUGAAGCACAAUCUUGCAGUAUCAGAAACUUGGAGCUGUCAAACAUGGAUCUUACGAAUGAGCUGUCUUCCUUGGGAUCCCUUCUUGAACAUGAACGGCAGCUAAUUGCUGAGAAGAACUCCGUUAUUGCGUCGAAGGAUCAAGAACUGUUUGCUGUGCGUGAAGAGUUGGAGAAAGCCAAGAACGAGACUGAAAGGUUGUCCAAGCAGUGCAUGUCGAAGUCGGCAGAAGUCGAUUCAAUAUCUAAGCAAGUAAUCACGUUACAGGAAAGUUCCAAGGAGCUUUUGCAAAAGGUUGCCCAAGGUGAAAGUGGAGUAAGGAUGGCUAUAGACCAAAUUAACGAGGAAAAAGAAAAUCUAUUGGAGAAAGUCGCUCAGUUGACGAAUGCCCUGGAAGAAGAGAAAAACAACCAUUUGUUAAAAUCAAAUGAACAAGAAAAAAGCUAUCGCGAAGAAAAAAGAGUUGCUGCGGAAACUCUGAAGAGAGUCGAGAAUCAAAAGGAGGAACUAGAAAGGCGUUUACGCGAGGCAGAAGACGACAACAAUCGAAAAGCAGAACGUUUCGUUGAAAUGGAAAAGGAAAUAGAAGAAGAACGAAGAAAAGCAAACGAACGGGUAGCUAAACUAAAAGAAAUUGUUCGGCUCAAAGAAACGUCUGCUUUGGAAGCCAGGAAACAGUUUGAUGAGUUAUCCACCCAGCUAUCCGAAACAAACCGUCUCCUUCGGGAGAAGGAAAGGCAACUAGAAGAAAAUCGCCAUAAAAUUGAAGAAUCUGUGAAGCACAUUGCAGAUGCAGAGCUCAAAGCUAGAAAAUUGGAGGCAGAGCUGUCACAGUGUGAAGCGCAGCGAAUUGCAACGUCUGAUUCUGAAUCCGAACUUCGCACUAGACUCAGUGAGCAUGAGUCGCUUUUAACCACGAUGAAACAACAGGUGGAAAAGUUAACCGCUGAUUUGAAUGCAAAAGAUCAAGCUCUACAGGAGGCGAGAAAUGAAACUGCGGAAAAGGAGGAACAUUGGAAGAAGAAACGUGAAGAGUUUGAGCUUCAGAUUGAGAAGGAUCAUGAACACAAUGAAGAGUUGCUUCACACAACGAAGGAGUUACAAGGUCUUCUUGACCAUCAGAAGAACGAAACCAAUUUGCGACAGGAAAAAGUUGAAGAACUGACUGUAAGAUUGCAAGAAGAAUCUUCUCGGUUAGCUGAGUUGGAGAAAGAGUCAGAAGAACGCCAGAAGACGAUGAAGAGUCUAGAGGAAACCGUACAACUUCUUGACGAGCAGCUUAAUGAAGAGAGGGCACGUUCUAAUGAAAUGCAGAGGAAGUACGAAGAUGAAGUCACUCUUUUGCAGUCCGUUGAGAAUGCGUUGUGUAACUCUAAAGUAGAAUUGGACGCAGUGAAAGAAAACGCUGAAUCUCGGCAAGCAGAGUUAGCAUCUCUUCUUCAGCAAGCAGAAACUAAACAUUCUGAGCUGUUCGCUGAAGUGGAAGCAAACAAACAGGAAAUUCUCCGUCUUUCCAACGUGAAUGCUCGUUUAGAAGAAGAUCUUUUAAUAAAGACAGCCGAAGUCGAUGGGUUCCAUGAGCGCAUGUCGAAAUUCGAAAACGAGUUGGCCGAGGAACGUCGAAAGUUUGAAGCAUUAGAAGUUGAGCGACAAAUGGCUACAGAGGAGUGCGUUCUGCUUCGUACACAGAAUGCGGAAGCAUCAAAGACUACAACCGAAACUAUGCAACAACUGCGAAAUGAAGCUGAUAAAUUGCGUGAUACUAUUCAGGCGAAGGAAGAGGAGUUAAUGGAUGUGAAUAGGAGAUGUGCACAGUUUGAAAAACUAUCCAAAGAUAUCCAAUUUUCGAUGGAUCGUGAGUUAUCCGCGAAAUCAGCUGAGAUUGAAAAACUGAUCUCUUCUGCUGCUGAAGCAGAAUCUUUAUCUUCUGCGAAAGAAGCGACGUUGACUGAGGAAAUAUCGGCGCUGAAAAGGUCAAUUAAAGCUGUGCAGUCUGAGCUGGACGAGCAAAUGCGACUUAGUCAAGAUGCUGCGAAAACGGCAGAGGAGCUAACUGCUGCUAACAUGGAUUUAACUAAAAAGAUUGCCUCAUGGGAAGAAGAGAAGAAUGCACUCAUUGAAAGGUGCCUCAACACCGAAAGCGACCUGGAUUUUGAGCGAGAUCGAGCGAUGGAAAACAAACGCCGCUUCGAUGAGGCGUUGUCAGCAAUGCACGAACUGGGCAGAGCUAACCAGUCUUUGCAGAUGGAUAUCUCAAAACAUACAUCGCGUACAUGGCUAGAUGACUCAGCCGCAGUAAACUGUACCAGUUGUGGGAAAGUAUUCACUCUCACUAUACGGAAACACCAUUGUCGUGUGUGUGGAUUGAUUUUCUGUGCUCCAUGUAGCUCCAAGACAGCCAAAAUUGCCAGCCAUAAAAACCCGGUGAGAGUUUGCGAUAGCUGCCACAGGGAGGUUCAGAAUAGGUGA